Molecule: messenger RNA, 2728 nt
Organism: Tupaia belangeri chinensis (Chinese tree shrew)
Lineage: Eukaryota; Metazoa; Chordata; Mammalia; Scandentia; Tupaiidae
Gene: GPAT3
Product: glycerol-3-phosphate acyltransferase 3
Exons: 12
Coding region: 322-1641 (439 amino acids)
Biological process (GO): triglyceride biosynthetic process
Cellular component (GO): endoplasmic reticulum
Molecular function (GO): glycerol-3-phosphate O-acyltransferase activity
Source: RefSeq, a predicted model, not a curated record
GCGGUGUCCCUAGCUCAGCCCCAGCCCGGGUCCUCUCGCCCGCGCUAGCCGGGUCUGCGCACGUUGCGGCGGCUUCUUCCUGGCCUGGACCUCCAACCGAGAACGAGUUAACUCACUGGGGCGUGGGGGAGCCAGAGGAGGAAGGAAGGAAAUUGCGGCAGUUCUGAAAGUUUUUUCCUUCCUCUCCUUUCGCGGCAGAGGUGAGUGCAGGGAGGCGGCGGCGGCGCUCUGCUCCUGGGCUCGGCCCGGCUGCCUGGCGACAGGGACAGCGGUCGCGCUCCGACCUCCUUGCGGACCUGUUCCUAGUGGGCUCGCCGAGUCAUGGAGGGCGCAGAACUGGCCGGGAAGAUCCUUUCCACCUGGCUGACCCUGGUGCUCGGCCUCAUCCUUCUGCCGUCGGCCUUCGGAGUGUCCCUGGGCAUCUCCGAGAUCUACAUGAAGAUCCUGGUGAAAACUUUAGAGUGGGCAACAUUACGAAUUGAAAAAGGAGUCCCAAAGGAAUCAGUUCUUAAAAACUCAGCCUCUGUGGGUAUUAUCCAAAGAGAUGAGUCGCCCAUGGAGAAAGGGCUGUCUGGUCUUCGAGGAAGGGACUUUGAGCUGUCUGAUGUAUUUUAUUUCUCCAAGAAGGGAUUGGAAGCCAUUGUGGAAGAUGAAGUGACCCAGAGGUUCUCCUCAGAGGAGCUAGUGUCAUGGAACCUCCUCACAAGAACCAAUACAAAUUUCCAUUACAUCAGUCCGCGGCUCACCAUGGUGUGGGUGCUGGGUGUUGUAGUACGCUAUUGUGUCCUACUGCCUCUGAGGGUUACCUUGGCUUUCAUUGGAAUCAGUUUGCUGGUUAUAGGAACUACACUGGUGGGGCAGCUACCAGACAGCAGCCUCAAAAACUGGCUGAGUGAGCUGGUCCAUCUCACCUGCUGCCGGAUCUGUGUGCGAGCCCUCUCUGGCACCAUUCAUUAUCACAACAAACAGUACAGACCCCAGAAGGGUGGCAUCUGUGUUGCCAAUCACACCUCCCCAAUAGAUGUCCUGAUCUUGGCAACAGAUGGAUGCUAUGCUAUGGUUGGCCAGGUCCAUGGUGGAUUGAUGGGAAUUAUUCAGAGAGCCAUGGUCAAGGCUUGUCCACAUGUCUGGUUUGAACGCUCAGAAAUGAGGGACCGACACCUGGUUACUAAGAGACUAAAAGAGCAUAUUGCUGAUAAGAAAAAAUUGCCCAUAUUAAUCUUUCCUGAAGGAACCUGCAUCAAUAACACGUCAGUCAUGAUGUUUAAAAAGGGAAGCUUCGAGAUUGGAGGCACCAUACAUCCGGUUGCAAUCAAGUACAACCCUCAGUUUGGUGAUGCCUUUUGGAACAGUAGCAAAUACAACAUGGUGAGCUACCUGCUUCGAAUGAUGACCAGCUGGGCCAUCGUCUGUGAUGUGUGGUACAUGCCUCCCAUGACCAGAGAGGAAGGAGAAGAUGCAGUCCAGUUUGCUAAUAGGGUUAAGUCUGCUAUUGCUAUACAAGGAGGAUUGACAGAACUUCCCUGGGAUGGAGGCCUGAAGAGAGCUAAGGUGAAGGACACCUUUAAGGAAGAGCAGCAGAAGAAUUACAGCAAAAUGAUUGUGGGCAAUGGGUCUCUCAACUCGGAGUUGGACUGCUAGAUAGAUUUGGCCUCCCAGAACUAACCCUUAGAAAUCGAAUGGGUUUUUGGGGUUUUGUUUUCUUUUAUUGUUUUAUUUUAUUUUAUUUUAUUUUUAUGAAUCUUUUCUACAGGAUGAUUGUCUCUACCUCUUCAUGCCAGAGGCAGAACUCACAGGUGCCCUUUUUCGUUGUUGUGAUAGCAUUUGCCCAUGAAUUGUAAGAUGGUUGACUGAGCCAAAACAGAUGCUGCCUUUUGUAAAAUGAUUGUGUCAUUAUGAUUGAAUGAAAUGUUCGUGUAGGAAAAAGUGCUUCUAAAGUGUUUGGAAAUCCUUAAAAAAAAUACCUAAAAUUCUCUUUUCAUAAUUUACUUUCUCCCUUCAAUCACUGAAAUGAUGGAAUGGCACAUCCGUUGGAGGCCCCUUACGGUUGGAUUCUACUGUAAGGUUGACAUGAAGAAUGGAGGAUUGCAUUUGGGAGAAGAGACAGCUUGAUGGUCACUUGAUCUGAAAGUAAAAAAGAAAUAAAAAGUAUUUUUAAAAAUGUGUUGGAAGAGAACUACUGUGGGUAAACUUCACCAAAGAAAAGUGAGCGAAGGUUAAUAUGUAUGCACAUGUGUAUAGACAAUUUAGAAAUAAACACGUCGUAGCCAGCAGCUAGUGACAAAGAGCUUAGUUAGUCUUCCUCAUUCCUGGGCUAAAACUCUAUUCCUAGUUCUUCUACCAUCUACUGAUUUCUUUGUUUUUGUCACCAAACACAUUUUCAAGUAGAAGGAGCCUUUAAAAAACAAUAUCACAUUGAGAAUGUUCAGUAUGAAUGAAUGGAAGUGUGUGGAGACCCUCUCCCCACCCCUCUAUCCCUUCGUGGUUUAUUCUCGAACUUUCCCAGUCUCUUAAAUAGAAAAAUAAGUGAUAUAAUUACCUUUUGGAAACUGAGCCUUAAAUUUUUUAAAGAGGGAAAUAGCAUUCCCUGACUCACACCACAUAAGCAAUGUUUGAUAGCAGUGUAAUGCCGUCGUAAACCCUUGAGAGUAUUAUAUUUCUUCUGGUAACCAUGUACAGAAUGUGAAACUGUCUUACCAUGAAUAUAAAUAAAUUCUAUAUUUCUAAA